This is a messenger RNA of Melitaea cinxia (Glanville fritillary), 8808 nucleotides long. It is a transcript of the gene zye, whose product is annotated as mucin-2-like. The transcript has 9 exons. The record is from RefSeq and is a predicted model, not a curated record. The coding region runs from base 1 to 8181 and encodes 2726 amino acids. Lineage: Eukaryota; Metazoa; Arthropoda; Insecta; Lepidoptera; Nymphalidae.
AUGUACAUAGCGACACUGAUUGCACUCGUGCAGCUGUCGCUCGCUACAGCUGUUUCAGAUGUGGGCACACUCACGGCAGCCGAGCUGAAUCUUGAACUGGCUGGUGAUAAUGGUUUAUCCCAAUUCUUUGAAGAUUCGAGCGAUGAAACCGGAGUUAAUUUCGUGAGGGGGUUAAGAGCUGCAGACUCUCCGCUGUCCCCAGAUAUUGAUGUACAGUGUUCUGCAGAUUUCAUUGAGGUUACUGUAGAUUUUCCUGAUAUAUACGAUGGGAUUAUAUACAGCAAAGGUUUUCUGAGUGACUCUAAAUGCAAAUACGUUUCUUCUGGAGGCAGUCAAUCGCGGUAUUCCUUUCGAGUACCGUUGAAUGGUUGCGGAAGUCGACCACUUUGCAAUGCCUGUGGUACCAUCGACAACGUUCUCGUGUUUCAAGCAGAUGACUUGAUACAAGGGCCUUAUGAUUUUGCUAGAAAGGUAUCAUGUGCUGGUACUGCUCUCGAAGUAUCAACUGGCGUCAGAAAAGAACAAUCACAUACUCUAAAACUAAAGCCUUUCAUGGUGGAUAUGCUGGAUGUAGUCGCUGUACAGGGACCCGCUGGAGGUAUUGAAUGCUGGAUGGACAUUCAGAAAGGAGUUUUCCCUAACACAACUCCGUUGGAAAAUUCAAUUAAAAUCGGCGAAUAUCUUACUAUUCUUAUUUAUUUGAAAGACAUCAGAAACCAAUUUAAUCUAAAAAUUCAUGAUUGUUGGGCUUACGACAAUGAAGAUUAUGAUAGCCCUAAGACUAGUAAGAUUCAACUGACGGAUAAGGAAGGAUGUCCCAAGAAAAAGAAAUUCAUUGAUGUAUGGCAAAAAUCUACAAAUACUGGAAAAAGCGGCGCUACCUUAAUCGCUCAUAGCAAAAUAAGUGCAUUCCGCUUCCCAGAAACUGAUCAAGUGUACCUAACAUGUAAUGUAGAGCUAUGUACAAACAACUGCGAUUCAAGCUGUACUGGAAAAACAACAGAAAUAACUACUAUCAAGCCAGGCUUCAAAUGUGAUGCUGGAUCUACAGAUCCCCGCUGUCCAAGACCUACCACUUUUGUACCCGAUAGCUGUUAUCCUGGAAGUCGAGAUCCACGUUGUCCUAAACCUACAACUCCUGUAACACCUAACUGCUAUCCUGGAAACGUAGAUCCUCGUUGUCCUAAGCCUACGACGCCUGAAGUUCCAAGGUGUUUCCUUGGCAGUACAGAUCCGCGUUGUCCGUAUCCAACUACACCGGCUACGCUAAAUUGCUAUCCUGGCAAUACGGAUCCACGUUGUCCCAAGCCAACAACACCCCUUGCCCCAAGAUGUUACCCUGGUAGCACUGAUCCUCGUUGUCCUCAAACUACAUCGCCUAGGCCAAUUUGUUAUCCAGGAUCACCAGAUCCAAGGUGUCCCAAAGUACCGAAACCUACAACUUUAACCCCAUCAACAUAUUUACCACCAUCCACAGAAGUACCCAAGUGCUACCCGGGAUCAACUGAUUCUCGAUGCCCUCAACCUACAACCCCUGCUCCUCCCAAAUGCUUCCCUGGAAGCACAGAUCCGCGUUGUUCUAAGCCAACUACUCCUUCACCACCUAAUUGCUACCCCGGUAAUACUGACCCACGUUGUCCAAGACCAACUACUCCUGCGCCACCUAGUUGUUUCCCCGGAAGUACAGACUCACGAUGUCCUAGACCAACAACCCCUGCCCCUCCAAACUGCUUCCCAGGCAGCACUGAUUCUCGUUGUCCUAAACCAACUACUCCAGCACCACCUAACUGUUACCGAGGAAGCACUGAUCCACGCUGCCCCAAGCCAACAACACCUACACCGCCUAAUUGCUACCCUGGUAAUACUGACCUACGUUGUCCAAGGCCAACUACUCCUGCACCACCAAGGUGUUUCCCUGGAAGUACUGACCCACGAUGUCCUAAGCCCACCACUCCCACACCACCUAAAUGUUACCCCGGUAGCACAGACCCGCGUUGUCCUAAAUCAACUACUCCCGCACCACCUAAUUGCUACCCUGGUAAUAAUGACCCUCGCUGUCCCAAGCCAACAACACCUGCACCACCUAACUGUUAUCCUGGCAAUACUGACUCAAGAUGCCCUAGACCAACAACACCUGCUCCUCCUAAAUGCUUCCCUGACAGCACUGACCCUCGUUGUCCCAAGCCAACAACACCUGCACCACCUAACUGCUUCCCAGGAAGCACUGAUCCACGUUGUCCUAAACCAACUACCCCAGCGCCACCUAACUGCUACCCAGGAAGCACUGACCCACGUUGUCCCAAAACGACAACACCUGCACCGCCAAAUUGUUUCCCAGGAAGCACUGAUUCACGUUGUCCUAAACCAACUACUCCUGCUUCACCUAACUGCUACCCAGGUAGCACUGACAUACGAUGUCCCAAACCAACCACUCUUACAAUUCCAACAUUUUCAAAACUAGUUUGUUACCCAGGAUCACCCGACCCAAAGUGUCCACAACCUUCAAGACCUACUACUUUAACACCUCCAACAUAUUUACCUCCGUCAACGGAAAAGCCAAACUGCUAUCCAGGUUCUACAGACAACAGAUGCCCUAAGCCUACAACUCCUAAUAAUCUACGUUGCUUCCCCGGAAGUACAGACCCACGUUGUCCUAGACCAACAACACCUGCCCCUCCAAACUGCUUCCCAGGCAGCACUGAUUCUCGUUGUCCUAAACCAACUACUCCAGCACCACCUAACUGUUACCGAGGAAGCACUGAUCCACGCUGCCCCAAGCCAACAACACCUACACCGCCUAAUUGCUACCCUGGUAAUACUGACCUACGUUGUCCAAGGCCAACUACUCCUGCACCACCAAGGUGUUUCCCUGGAAGUACUGACCCACGAUGUCCUAAGCCCACCACUCCCACACCACCUAAAUGUUACCCCGGUAGCACAGACCCGCGUUGUCCUAAAUCAACUACUCCCGCACCACCUAAUUGCUACCCUGGUAAUAAUGACCCUCGCUGUCCCAAGCCAACAACACCUGCACCACCUAACUGUUAUCCUGGCAAUACGGACUCAAGGUGCCCUAGACCAACAACACCUGUUCCUCCUAAAUGCUUCCCUGGCAGCACUGACCCUCGUUGUCCCAAGCCAACAACACCUGCACCACCUAACUGCUUCCCAGGAAGCACUGAUCCACGUUGUCCUACACUAACUACUCCAGCGCUACCUAACUGCUACCCAGGAAGCACUGACCUACGCUGUCCCAAGCCAACUACACCUGCACUACCCAGAUGCUACCCUGGUAGUAGUGACCCACGUUGUCCUAAACCAACUACUCCUGCUUCACCUAAUUGCUAUCCAGGUAAUACUGACCCACGUUGCCCUAAACCAACAACACCCGCUCCUCCUAAAUGUUUCCCGGGUAGCACAGAUCCACGUUGUCCUAAGCCAACAACCCCUGCUCCACCUAGAUGCUACCCAGGUAGCACUGACAUACGAUGUCCCAAACCAACCACUCCUACGAUUCCAACAUCUUCAAAACCAGUUUGUUACCCCGGUUCACCUGACCCCAGGUGUCUACAACCUUCGCGACCUACAACUUUAACACCUCCAACCUAUUUACCACCCACAACAGCUGGACUGAGAUGUUACGUAGGUUCUACAGAUCCCAGAUGCCCAAAACCUACUACACCAGAAGCUCCUAGAUGUUACCCCGGUAGCAGUGAUCCGCGCUGCCCUAAACCGACUACUCCGGAAGCUCCUAGAUGUUACGCCGGUAGCAGUGAUCCGCGCUGUCCUAAGCCUACAACACCUAGACCUCCAAACUGUUUCCCAGGAAGUAACGAUCCACGUUGUCCCAAGCCGACUACACCUGAGGCUCCUAGAUGUUUCCCCGGUAGCAGUGACCCACGCUGUCCUAAACCUACUACGCCGGCGCCACCUAACUGCUUCCCAGGUAGUACAGAUCCACGUUGUCCUAAACCAACUACUCCGGCACCACGCAACUGCUUCCCAGGAAGUAACGAUCCACGUUGUCCCAAGCCGACUACACCUGAGGCUCCUAGAUGUUUCCCCGGUAGCAGUGACCCACGCUGUCCUAAACCUACUACGCCAGCGCCACCUAACUGCUUCCCAGGUAGUACAGAUCCACGUUGUCCUAAACCAACUACUCCGGCACCACCCAACUGCUUCCCAGGAAGUAACGAUCCACGUUGUCCCAAGCCGACUACACCUGAGGCUCCUAGAUGUUUCCCCGGUAGCAGUGACCCACGCUGUCCUAAACCUACUACGCCGGCGCCACCUAACUGCUUCCCAGGUAGUACAGAUCCACGUUGUCCUAAACCAACUACUCCGGCACCACCCAACUGCUUCCCAGGUAGCACUGACCCACGUUGUCCCAAGCCAACAACACCUGCACCACCAAGAUGCUUCCCUGGUAGCAGUGACCCACGCUGUCCUACGCCUACUACACCGGUGCCACCUAACUGCUUCCCAGGUAGUACGGAUCCACGUUGUCCUAAACCAACUACUCCGGCACCACCUAACUGCUUCCCAGGCAACAUUGACCCACGUUGUCCCAAGCCAACGACACCUGCACCACCCAAGUGUUUCCCAGGAAGCACUGAUUUACGUUGUCCCAAGCCUACAAGUCCAACAAUUCCCACACCUUCAAAACCAGUUUGUUACCCUGGCUCACCUAACCCAAGCUGUCCACAACCUUCGCGACCUACAACUUUAACACCUCCCACCUAUUUACCACCCACAACAGCUGGACCGACAUGUUACGUAGGUUCUACAGAUCCCAGAUGCCCAAAACCUACUACACCAGAAGCUCCCAGGUGCUAUCCUGGAAGCAAUGACCCGCGCUGUCCUAAACCUACUACACCUGAGGCUCCCAGAUGCUACCCCGGUAGUACAGACCCGCGUUGUCCAAAACCCACAACACCUGAGGCUCCAAGAUGUUACCCAGGUAGCAAUGACCCACGUUGUCCUAAACCGACUACACCAGAAGCUCCCAGAUGUUACCCCGGUAGCAAUGACCUGCGUUGUCCGAAACCGACUACACCAGAAGCUCCCAGAUGCUACCCUGGUAGCAGUGACACACGCUGUCCUAAACCUACAACUCCUACACCUCCUAACUGUUUCCCAGGAAAUAAUGAUCCACGUUGUCCCAAGCUGACUACACCUAAGGCUCCUACAUGUUACCCCGGUAGCAGUGACCCGCGCUGUCCUAAGCCGACUACACCCGAGGCUCCAAGAUGUUACCCUGGUAGCAACGACCCGCGUUGCCCUAAACCAACUACACCAGAAGCUCCCAGGUGCUACCCUGGUAGCGGUGACCCACGCUGUCCGAAGCCUACAACUCCUACAACUCCUAACUGUUUCCUGGGAAAUAAUGAUCCACGUUGUCCCAAGCCUACUACUCCAGCACCACCCAACUGCUUCCCAGGCAGCACUGACCCACGUUGUCCCAAGCCAACAACACCUGUACAACCUAGAUGCUACCCUGGUAGCAGUGACCCACGCUGUCCUAAGCCUACUACACCAGCGCCACCUAACUGCUUCCCAGGUAGUACGGAUCCACGUUGUCCCAAGCCUACAACACCCACCCCGCCAAGGUGCUAUCCAGGUAGCAAUGACAUACGUUGUCCCAAACCAACUACACCAACAACUUCCACACCUUCAAAACCAGUUUGUUACCCUGGCUCACCUGACCCGAGCUGUCCACAACCUUCGCGACCUACAACUUUAACACCUCCAACCUAUUUACCACCCACAACAGCUGGACCGAUAUGUUAUGUAGGUUCUACAGAUACCAGAUGCCCAAAACCUACUACACAAGAAGCUCCCAGGUGCUAUCCUGGCAACAAUGACCCGCGCUGUCCCAAGCCUACUACACCUCAGACUCCUAGAUGUUACCCUGGUAGCAGUGACCCGCGCUGUCCUAAGCCGACUACACCUGAGGCUCCAAGAUGUUACCCCGGUAGCAAUGACCCGCGUUGUCCUAAACCGACUACGCCAGAAACUCCCAGAUGCUAUCCUGGUAGCAGUGAUCCACGCUGUCCUAAGCCUACAACUCCUACACCUCCUAACUGUUUCCCAGGAAAUAAUGACCCACGUUGUCCCAAGCCAACUACACCUGAAGCUCCUAGAUGUUAUCCCGGUAGCAAUGACCCGCGCUGCCCUAAACCCACUACACCAGCGCCACCCAACUGCUUCCCAGAUAGUACAGAUCCACGCUGUCCUAAAGCAACUACGCCGGCACCACCCAACUGCUUCCCAGGCAGCACAGACCCACGUUGCCCUAAACCAACAACACCCGCUCCUCCUAAAUGUUUCCCGGGUAGCACAGAUCCACGUUGUCCUAAGCCAACAACCCCUGCUCCACCUAGAUGCUACCCAGGUAGCACUGACAUACGAUGUCCCAAACCAACCACUCCUACGAUUCCAACAUCUUCAAAACCAGUUUGUUACCCCGGUUCACCUGACCCCAGGUGUCCACAACCUUCGCGACCUACAACUUUAACACCUCCAACCUAUUUACCACCCACAACAGCUGGACCGAGAUGUUACGUAGGUUCUACAGAUCCCAGAUGCCCAAAACCUACUACACCAGAAGCUCCCAGGUGCUAUCCUGGAAGCAAUGACCCGCGCUGUCCUAAACCUACUACACCUGAGGCUCCCAGAUGCUACCCUGGUAGCAAUGACCCGCGUUGUCCUAAACCGACUACGCCACAACCUCCCAGAUGCUAUCCUGGUAGCAGUGAUCCACGUUGUCCUAAGGCCACUACACCUGAGGCUCCAAGAUGUUACCCCGGUAGCAGUGACCCGCGUUGUCCAAAACCCACUUCACCUGAGGCUCCAAGAUGCUACCCUGGUAGCAGUGACCCACGCUGUCCUAAGCCUACAACACCUACACCUCCUAACUGUUUCCUAGGAAAUAAUGAUCCACGUUGUCCUAAACCUACAAUAACUCAGGCUCCUAGAUGUUACCCCGGUAGCAGUGACCCGCGUUGUCCUAAACCGACUACACCAGAAGCUCCCAGAUGCUAUCCUGGUAGCAGUGACCCACGUUGUCCUAAGCCUACGACACCUGAGGCUCCCAGAUGUUACCCCGGUAGCAAUGACCCGCGUUGUCCUAAACCGACUACGCCAGAAGCUCCCAGAUGCUACCCUGGUAGCAGUGAUCCACGCUGUCCUAAGCCUACAACUCCUACACCUCCUAACUGUUUCCUAGGAAAUAAUGAUCCACGUUGUCCUAAGCCUACAAUAACUCAGGCUCCUAGAUGUUACCCUGGUAGCAGUGACCCGCGCUGUCCUAAGCCCACUACACCUGAAGCUCCUAGAUGUUACCCCGGUAGCAGUGACCCGCGUUGUCCUACAUCCACUACACCUGAGGCUCCAAGAUGCUACCCUGGUAGCAAUGACCCGCGUUGUCCUAAAGCGACUACACCAGAAGCUCCCAGAUGCUACCCUGGUAGCAGUGACCCACGUUGUCCUAAGCCCACGACACCUGAGGCUCCCAGAUGUUACCCCGGUAGCAAUGACCCGCGUUGUCCUAAACCGACUACGCCAGAAGCUCCCAGAUGCUAUCCUGGUAGCAGUGAUCCACGCUGUCCUAAGCCUACAACUCCUACACCUCCUAACUGUUUCCCAGGAAAUAAUGACCCACGUUGUCCCAAGCCUACUACACCUGAGGCUCCUAGAUGUUAUCCCGGUAGUAAUGACCCACGCUGCCCUGCACCAUCAACUGCAAAACCGACCCCGACCCCUAGUUCAUGCUAUCCAGGCUCUAAAGACCCAAAAUGUCCUCAACCAUUUGCUCCGAGUAGCACAAACCCACCUUCGACAUACUUGCCACCAUUUCCUGCAGAAAAUGAAAUAAAAUCGCGCGAAAACAGAUUGGCAGCAAAUAACCUUGAUUAUUACGAUGAUUCACAAUUGGAAAUAGAUAAUUUUGAAUUCUCUAGAACAAAGCCAAAAACAAGGAAUGUAAGAGAUGUAAGCAAAUCUGUAUUUGAUAAUGCAAAAGAAAACGCUGACCAUAUGACUGGAUUGGAAUACUCAGCAUUGCUUGGAGCGACUAUAUUUGUCAUUUUAUCUUUAGCGAUAGUUAUAUUUAUAUAUAAAAACAAAAAUAACCUUAAUCGAGGAAAUUUAGGAAACAAAGUAAAUACUCAUCCUUUGUAAUUAAAAAUUAAUUAUUAUGGUAAAUAUUAAUGAAAGAAAUCUUCAUCUAUAAUAUAAUUAUGUAUGUUUUAAUAAGCCUUAAGUUUAUUUUUUCGGAAUGAAUUUGAUUGAAAAAAUUUAUAUAUAUUUUUAUGUAAUGACUAUCACUGCCUUUUAAAGCUUUAUAUGUAUGUAAUGUUCAGGCAUAUCUGUAAUGCCUAUUUUAUUAUGAUAAAAUAGUGCCAUAGGUUGGUAUAUAAAAUUUGGCUACACUUUUAAGCUGUGUUACUUAAAUGUAAACAUAAAUACCUAUAUUCCUAGUCAAAAUAUAUAACGAACCACUAUUUUAAAGUUUUAAUAUGUUCCAUUUAUUAUAUAGAAUACAUAUUAUACUCAUUUGUGAUAUUUGUAAAUAUAUAACAAUUUUAUAUUGUGGCCAUCUGCGUAGUUAAGACUUUUCAUUUUGUACUAUUGAUGUAAACUACCAUUUUGUGUUGUGUAGAAAGUGAUAUGAUGUAAAUUAAAAUAACCUUUAUUGCUAUAAAUUUAUCGAACACAAAAUGGAAGAAAUGAAUUUUAAAAUAAAAACUAAAUGUUAGUAGAUUGUAUAAUGAGUCGAUCUAAGUAAAACAUUCUAUGAAUGUGUAA